Chaetomium fimeti is the source of this 839-nucleotide messenger RNA. RefSeq lists its product as uncharacterized. The coding region runs from base 91 to 588 and encodes 165 amino acids. Lineage: Eukaryota; Fungi; Ascomycota; Sordariomycetes; Sordariales; Chaetomiaceae. The record is from RefSeq and is a predicted model, not a curated record. The transcript has 2 exons.
ACUCGGCCCGCAAGAACCCUGCCCUACCGCUCGUUGCGCUCAGUUGUCUCGCGGCUCUGUUACCUGUGGAGCUGACGCAAGGUGUCGAGGAUGGCCCGACUCCCCAUGCACCCGCUGGAGGCACAGUGGUGGACGGGGGAUGCCGACACUGAGGGCAACGAGAUUGGCCCGUACCUCACCUCCGGGCGGGAGACGAGCGUCUCGGCGUGGCUCGAAAUGAGUGCACAAGUCGGCGUGCCAUCGGACUUGUCGGGGGGUCAGCACGCCCACUGUCUUGCCACAUAUGGGACCGAAGCUGGCGAUGCCACCGUGGACCCGCAGAAUUUGAUGAUCCAGCCCAGCACAUUUGGACUGGACUUCUCCGGACAGGUCCCAGGUGCUGACUUUGACCCCCCUUUCCCGGGGGCGUCUCUAGAGUCCGACCACCUGGGAGAGGCUGUAUAUUACGGCACAGGGCCUGCCGAUGCCCCCAACCCUGCGCCUACUUAUCCGGAAUUCGACCCUUACUCUCCCGCCGGUGAUUCCAUCCCUGGUGCACCCGUGUUUUCAGCGGCUUUCUCCCCAGUCAGCCACGUCUUGGACAACUAGGUUCAUUUAAACACGAGCAGCACCAUGGAUGGAAGCCCCACGGAGAGCGGCGACAACCAGAUUCCCAUCAGUCCCUCGCUUCCGUACGACUUUUUACAUGUCCAGUUCCAGCAGGCCCCUCCCGGUGGCGUUGGCACCACCGGCUCCUAUGGCACUGCGGCCUCUUCGUCCUUCGCUUCCAGCCCCGAGAUCAUGACACCGGCGGCUUCGGAUUGUUCCGUUUCCUUCGUCACUCCUUUGAGCCCCACGAU